Molecule: messenger RNA, 372 nt
Organism: Colletotrichum orchidophilum
Lineage: Eukaryota; Fungi; Ascomycota; Sordariomycetes; Glomerellales; Glomerellaceae
Exons: 2
Coding region: 1-372 (123 amino acids)
Source: RefSeq, a predicted model, not a curated record
AUGAAGUUCACGUCAACUCUCGUCAUCCUCGCUAGCGCUGGCGCUGUCGCAGCCUCGAUUCCCAACGCAGGCGUGCCCCUUAUUGAACGCGACGAGAUUGUUGGAAAGAUAGGGCUGGGGGCAACUAAGACGAACCCUCGGGAGAGGAGAGCUGAUGGAAGUUUCAAUUUGGUUGCUCGACAGACACACACCAAGGGAGAUAGGAUGGACCUUGGUGAUACUUCAAAUAUCUCGGACGAGAAGCGUGCUGAAGAAGCUGUCCAAGAGAAGCGUGACGAAACACCGACCAAGACGAACCCUCGGGUGAAGAGAGCAGAUGGCACGUGGAAUCUCGUUCCAAGGGAAACCAUCACCGGGAAGGCCAAGAUGUAG